GUGAGGUUGAUAACAUUGAUCUCAGGUUUUAAUAUUUAACUCGUUUAGAUAUAAAUUUUGUACACCUCAGCAUUGAUGAUGAUUUCGAAAAUAAUAUUUAUUUUAAUUUUUUCAUUGUAUUUUUGCAAUGAAUUCACAUCUGUACUUGGAGCCGAUCGUUCUAAGUUCAAAACAUGUAGUGAAAGUGGUUUCUGCAGACGGAAUCGAAAUAUCAAAGGGAAACCAAAUAAAUGGGUGUUAGAUCCCACAACAGUGCAACCUAGUGAUAAUAAACUUGGCUUUGAAGCUAUUCUCAAAAAUGAGCUUAAUGGAGUUCUUCUCCGUCUUACCAUCAAUGCUGCUUUGAAAGACAGUUCAGUUUUACAUGUCAGAAUUAAUGAGGCCCAUCCAGGUAGAGAAAGAUACGAUCCAAGAGAAGCAUUAGUUGAAAAUAUAGAAUAUGGUAAAAUCAAUAUUGGUAAACCCACCGAUAAAGAUGUCACUCUUACCUUUGGACCCGCUGACGCUUCACAUAAAGUAUUGAUUGCUUUCAAUCCAUUCAGAGUCGACAUAUUCACUGGUGAUAGAUUAGUUGUCAGUGCUAAUGCUCGAGAAUUCCUGAAAUUUGAACAUUUUAGGCAAAAGAGAGAAAACGUACCUGAGGAAGAAAAAUUAGAAGAAGAAGAAGAUGGUGGCUGGGAAGAAACCUUUAAAUCCUUUGUUGACAGUAAACCUUAUGGACCAAUGUCAGUUGGAAUGGACUUUUCUUUUGUUGGUUUUGAUCAUGUUUAUGGUUUGCCUGAGCACGCUGAUUCAUUUGCCUUGAAAAAUACUCGAGAUGAAACAGAUCCUUACCGUUUCUAUAAUGUGGAUAUUUUUGAAUACGAAUUGAACAAUGGAAUGGCUUUAUAUGGGGCUAUACCUUUUAUGGCUGCUCAUUCCGAAGAUUAUUCAGUCGGUCUACUCUGGUUGAAUCCUUCUGAAACUUGGGUCGACAUAGAAUCAUCAAAUCAAGGAGUUCGCGGUUUAUUCUCACAUUUAGUUUCUGGAGAAGUUAAAAGUCGAUUAACACAUUGGUUCUCUGAGACUGGGCUAAUUGAUGUUUGGAUAAUGUUAGGACCAACUCCGCUCGAUGUGAUGAGACAAAAUGGUAAAAUAACUGGUACUCUUGAAUUGCCUCCUUAUUAUGCUAUUGGUUAUCAUCAAUGUCGCUGGAAUUAUUUCAGUCAAGAAGAGUUGAAUGAAGUGGAGCGUCAAUUUGAUGCCAAUGACCUUCCAUUGGAUGUUCUCUGGCUAGAUAUUGAAUAUACUGAAGGACGAUCCAAAAAAUACUUUACAUGGGAUCCAGUUAUGUUCUCUGAUCCUAAAGGACUCAUUACAAAUCUAACCAGCAAAGGUCGACAAUUAGUUGCCAUCAUUGAUCCACAUAUCAAAAAAGACACAAAUUAUCCAAUCUACAAUGAGGCUGUUCAAAAUAAUUAUUUCAUAAAAAAUAAAGAUGGCAAUGAUUACGAAGGGUAUUGUUGGCCUGGACCUGCUUUGUAUCCUGAUUUCUUGAAUCCUGCUGUUCGAGAAUGGUGGUCAAGUAAAUUCAAUCCAGAAUUUUUCCCUGGAUUCACAGAUGGUAAUGUUGGCAUUUGGAAUGAUAUGAAUGAGCCAAGUGUCUUUAAUGGACCUGAAAUGUCUGCUCCUCGGGAUGUUGUUCAUAUGAACGGUAUUGAGCAUCGUGAUAUACACAAUAUGUACGGUUUCUUGGUAACUAAAGCAACAUACAAGGGAUUAACUACUUUUGCUCCAAAUCGUAGACCAUUCAUUUUGACUCGUUCAUUCUUUGCGGGCUCUCAGCGUUAUGCUAUGGUUUGGACUGGUGAUAAUAUGGCUAAAUGGGAACAUUUGAAAAUGUCUAUUCCAAUGAUUCUUUCUCUUGGAAUCUCUGGAAUGGCAUUUUCUGGUGCAGAUGCUCCUGGUUUCUUUUAUGAUCCAGAAUCAACUGAAUUGGUUGUUCGUUGGUAUCAAGCUGCUGCAUUCCAACCAUUCUAUCGAGCUCACGCUCAUCUCGAUACUAAGCACAGAGAGCCUUAUCUUUAUGACGAAGAAACAAAAAACCUUAUAAGAUUAGCUACAAGAGCUCGAUACUCUUAUUUACCUUACAUUUAUACACUUUUCUAUGAAGCAUCCAUCAAUGGUACUCCAAUUAUGCGUCCAGUGUGGCUUCAUUUUCCUAAAGAUGCUAAAGCUUUUAAUUUGGAAGAAGAGUAUCUUUUAGGUGACUCUCUUCUAAUAAGACCAGUUCUAGACAAAGGAGUGUCUUCAGUUAAUGUCUACUUCCCUGGUGAAGGCGAAUCCUGGUUAGGAAUUGAAGAUGACACUAUUUAUCAAGGUGGAUCAAGUGCUGAUAUCCAUGUGACACUUGAUUCGAUUCCAAGAUUCCAGAGAGCUGGAAGUAUAAUUGUCAAACGAGAAAGAAUGCGAAGAAGUUGUUCCUUGUCAUUAGGUGAUCCAAUGACUUUGCAAAUCUUUUUAGAUGCCGAGGAGAGACAUGCUGAGGGAAAGCUUUAUCUCGACGACGGGUCUUCUUAUAAUUAUAAAUCGGGUGGAUACAUUUUAGCAGAAGUAAUUUACGAUAAAAUGGUUCUAACUUAUAGAAUAAUUCAUGGUAGCUUCCCCACUAACAGCUGGUUGGAACGAGUGGUAAUUCAUAGGAUUUCAAAUAAACCAAGUAAAAUUGAAGCAACUAAUGGGGCCAACUUAAGUUUUAAAUACAAUCCUACAAGCCAAACACUUAUAAUACGAAAACCAAGUUUAAUGAUGGGUGAUUCAUGGCAAAUCAAACUCAGCUAAGUGAUAGCUGGUUAUUAUUAAGACAUACAAUCAUGUGGAAGGAAGAGAUGAGCACAUUUCAAGUCAUAUCUUUUGCGCUUAAGGAAAAAAUCAUGGUACAAGAGAUUACGAACUUUACAACAAUCUCUAACUCAUUCCGAUUGUACUUUACUUUUAUUUGAUAGUAAAGUUACUAUAUUUAUUAAUUCUAUUGGAAAAUUAAUUUUUGCGGCAAAACUCUAAGCCUAAUCUUUCAUUAAAACAACCACAAAGCUA
Molecule: messenger RNA, 3075 nt
Organism: Tetranychus urticae (two-spotted spider mite)
Lineage: Eukaryota; Metazoa; Arthropoda; Arachnida; Trombidiformes; Tetranychidae
Gene: GCS2alpha
Product: glucosidase 2 subunit alpha
Biological process (GO): N-glycan processing; carbohydrate metabolic process
Molecular function (GO): carbohydrate binding; alpha-glucosidase activity
Source: RefSeq, a predicted model, not a curated record